This is a messenger RNA of Penicillium cosmopolitanum, 807 nucleotides long. RefSeq lists its product as uncharacterized. The transcript has a single exon. The coding region runs from base 1 to 807 and encodes 268 amino acids. The record is from RefSeq and is a predicted model, not a curated record. NCBI's taxonomy places the organism in Eukaryota, Fungi, Ascomycota, Eurotiomycetes, Eurotiales, Aspergillaceae.
AUGUUUGCACUUCCACUGUCAACCCCAAGAUUUCCUUUUCGAGGAGUACUACAUUGCCUUGAUGUCUUUGAGCGAGAACUCGAACGCUAUGAGCGGGAAGGUGGUAAUGGCAACCCAUACAUUAUCUUUGUAAUGGGGGAUCGCGGUUUCCGUGACUUGGAAAACUCCCAGGAAAAACUCCUCAUCAAAUCUAUUGUAGAGUAUGAUGCUACAUCACACACUGCAUUAUUUAGGAUGGAGACCGCCAUUCAUGCUACUGCGGCGGCAGCGUUUUCCGACUCGAUCCUAUUAUGGACGUCAAAGUUUCCAGACCAUCAGCUCAUACACACCUCAACAAGUUCUGUACGAGGGCCUUCGGGCAAGAACAAAAGACCAGAUAGCGCCUGGAAACCGGCAAUACUGCAACACGGUCGAGACACGAAGUGGCCAUCUAUGGCCCUUGAGGCCAAAUGGAGUGAAAGACGCGCCAAACUCGAGCAAGAUAUGCGUUUUUGGAUUGAGGGCUCGGAAGGACAAGUCAAGAUUGCGCUGACAAUCUCUGUAUAUACUCGGGGAAGGAUAGUCAUUGAGAAAUGGGCCAUGGAUAACAACAAAACCAUUUUUACGGAACAGAAGAUGACUAUCGUCCGAUCCCCCGCGCCAAAUUGUCCUCGGAUCACCGGUCAACUGACUCUGCCUUUCGAGGAUGUCUUUUUGAAGACCAAAAAAUCCGGAGAGACCGAUUUUGUUUUAUCACACUCUCAGUUGGAGAGAAUUGCGGCGGAUAUUUGGGCCGUGCAGUAUACAGAGAUUGGGCGACGGAGCUGA